Molecule: messenger RNA, 2054 nt
Organism: Rhinichthys klamathensis goyatoka
Lineage: Eukaryota; Metazoa; Chordata; Actinopteri; Cypriniformes; Leuciscidae
Gene: ubc
Product: ubiquitin C
Exons: 2
Coding region: 128-1957 (609 amino acids)
Biological process (GO): protein ubiquitination; modification-dependent protein catabolic process
Cellular component (GO): cytoplasm; nucleus
Molecular function (GO): protein tag activity; ubiquitin protein ligase binding
Source: RefSeq, a predicted model, not a curated record
GGAUACAUCACGUUGUGUAUAAAAACCCGGAUCUUUUGUUUUGAGCAGUUAGAAUCGCUCCUGUGACGAAAGAAAAGAGACUCAUAAACUCCGUGCUCCUCAAGAAAAGAACAUUUGUUUCGUAAAGAUGCAGAUCUUUGUGAAGACGCUGACUGGCAAGACCAUCACUCUUGAGGUUGAGCCCAGCGACACCAUUGAGAAUGUAAAGGCCAAGAUUCAGGACAAGGAAGGCAUUCCUCCUGACCAGCAGCGUCUGAUCUUCGCUGGCAAACAGUUGGAAGAUGGACGCACACUGUCCGACUACAACAUCCAGAAGGAGUCCACCCUCCAUCUGGUGCUCCGCCUCAGAGGUGGAAUGCAGAUCUUCGUCAAGACCUUGACUGGCAAGACCAUCACUCUUGAGGUUGAGCCCAGCGACACCAUUGAGAACGUCAAGGCCAAGAUCCAGGACAAGGAAGGCAUUCCUCCUGACCAGCAGCGUCUGAUCUUCGCUGGCAAACAGUUGGAAGAUGGACGCACGCUGUCCGACUACAACAUCCAGAAGGAGUCCACCCUCCAUCUGGUGCUCCGCCUCAGAGGUGGUAUGCAGAUCUUCGUAAAGACCCUAACUGGCAAGACCAUCACUCUUGAGGUUGAGCCCAGCGACACCAUUGAGAACGUCAAGGCCAAGAUCCAGGACAAGGAAGGCAUUCCUCCUGACCAGCAGCGUCUGAUCUUCGCUGGCAAACAGUUGGAAGAUGGACGCACACUGUCCGACUACAACAUCCAGAAGGAGUCCACCCUCCAUCUGGUGCUCCGCCUCAGAGGUGGAAUGCAGAUCUUCGUAAAGACCCUAACUGGCAAGACCAUCACACUUGAGGUUGAGCCCAGCGACACCAUUGAGAAUGUCAAGGCCAAGAUCCAGGACAAGGAAGGCAUUCCUCCUGACCAGCAGCGUCUGAUCUUCGCUGGCAAACAGUUGGAAGAUGGACGCACGCUGUCCGACUACAACAUCCAGAAGGAGUCCACCCUCCAUCUGGUGCUCCGCCUCAGAGGUGGUAUGCAGAUCUUCGUAAAGACUUUGACUGGUAAGACCAUCACACUUGAGGUUGAGCCUAGCGACACCAUUGAGAACGUCAAGGCCAAGAUCCAGGACAAGGAAGGCAUUCCUCCUGACCAGCAGCGUCUGAUCUUCGCUGGCAAACAGUUGGAAGAUGGACGCACACUGUCCGACUACAACAUCCAGAAGGAGUCCACCCUCCAUCUGGUGCUCCGCCUCAGAGGUGGAAUGCAGAUCUUCGUAAAGACCCUAACUGGCAAGACCAUCACACUUGAGGUUGAGCCCAGCGACACCAUUGAGAAUGUCAAGGCCAAGAUCCAGGACAAGGAAGGCAUUCCUCCUGACCAGCAGCGUCUGAUCUUCGCUGGCAAACAGUUGGAAGAUGGACGCACACUGUCCGACUACAACAUCCAGAAGGAGUCCACCCUCCAUCUGGUGCUCCGCCUCAGAGGUGGUAUGCAGAUCUUCGUAAAGACCCUAACUGGCAAGACCAUCACACUUGAGGUUGAGCCCAGCGACACCAUUGAGAAUGUCAAGGCCAAGAUCCAGGACAAGGAAGGCAUUCCUCCUGACCAGCAGCGUCUGAUCUUCGCUGGCAAACAGUUGGAAGAUGGACGGACACUGUCCGACUACAACAUCCAGAAGGAGUCCACCCUCCAUCUGGUGCUCCGCCUCAGAGGUGGUAUGCAGAUCUUCGUAAAGACCCUAACUGGCAAGACCAUCACACUUGAGGUUGAGCCCAGCGACACCAUUGAGAAUGUCAAGGCCAAGAUCCAGGACAAGGAAGGCAUUCCUCCUGACCAGCAGCGUCUGAUCUUCGCUGGCAAACAGUUGGAAGAUGGACGGACACUGUCCGACUACAACAUCCAGAAGGAGUCCACCCUCCAUCUUGUUCUGCGUCUUCGUGGGGGCAAUUAAUAUGCUUAAGUUUAAUAUAUAAGUCUUGAAAAUUAUCAGACCAAUUACCCUUUCCUUUGUUCAUCUUAAUCAUUCAAUAAAGUUCUGGCAUUCCUGA